GGUGAGUCACUCGGCCGCGUCGCGUGUGUGUGUACCUGCGCAGGUUGCCCGGUGAGCGGCGGCGGGACACCCGCCGCCCGGUGGGGGAGUACCGAGUGUAGCGGUCGUGGUGUGUAUACACACGCGAAAACAUUCCUCUACAACUGCUACACCGCUGUCGCCGCCGCUCGUAUCGCACCACGAUAAUAUUAAUAAUAAUAUUAUGGUUMUGUGGGCCUUUGACGGGUUCCAUCCGACUAYAGGUUACCUCUACGGCACCGCGACACAGCAGCCGCCAUCGUCGACAAUAGCAGCCGUAGGACGUUAGUUGUCGUCGUCAUGGCGGGCUUGUCGCUAAGGAAGCCGUGCGGCGAGAAGGAGUGCCCCGAGUACCACAUGUGCCAGCCUCACGAUCUCCAGUGCUACCCGUGCCAUUCGUACUGCAACGAGACUUCGCACAACUUUGACGUCAAAAUAUGCCAACAACAGUGUCAAGAUUACAUACACGACUACGUGAAGCAUUAUGUCAAGGAUAGUAACAUUCAAGAUGUGCUACAAGAGUUGGAGACCCUGAAAUCGUUGAUAAUUUGGCUGACGUUGCUGGUGAUCGUCGCGGUCGUCUUAAUGUCCGUYAUGUUGGCGUUCGUGUGGAAACGCGAGAGGAAGAUUCCGAAGCUCAAGAACGGAGGGAAAGAUUCAUACUUCAAAAAAAAAUUGGCUUUUCUAAAGUUCAGGAACAACACGGUUAAUACGGUGAGCGAGACGCCGUGGACGGUGGCGGCGGCGACGAACAUGAUGGCCGCGCAAACGACGGACGCCUCAAAAACGUCGUCCGCGAGCUCGUCGUCCGUCAACCGCACAAGCCGCACGACCGUCUCAUCGACGUCUACUUCGUCGACCGAUAAGCUGCCUUGCGAGGACGCSACGCUGGUGACACAGGAGUUCACCGGCUACGAUAAUCUGGGGCUGUGCAAAGUGUCGCCCGUGCUGAGCAAACCAACGGCCACGAUGAAGAUGUACGGCGCUACCGACGUGGAUCUGCUCCACCGGUACUCACCCUAGCCGCACCACAGAUCCGACCGGCCGCAAAUCACCGUCGCCGAUACGACGUGUCGGAUUGGUAUAGAUGUUCGACGGGGUGCGGAUACACAAAUACAUACACGAAUGGUGAAAUGGAAAUACCGCCGCAUGAUGAAGUGAAGCGUGGCCGAAGAAACAAAAUGCCUCUGCAGAGUACCUACAACUACAUAAUAUUAUACYGUGUUUUAGAUAUUGUUAUCUACGAUCCGGCCGGACUUCCGGCCACCUGCUGUCAUACAGUGCACCGCGUAAACACGACGAAUGCGGAGUUAGUGCGAACGAUUUCUAUUCCGAUGACCAUUCCGUUCGAAAUGCGACGAAAUCUAAGUCGUUUCUUUUGCAUUCGUCGUGUUCACAUGUAGUCCGCCGUGCGUACGAUUCCACGGAAACUUGUUGUAGUCUGAGAAACGUGACCUACAUUUUGUACUCGGUAAUAUAAUUAGAAAUUUAUUUUGAUUUCACAAACAUUUUUUUUUUCUUUGAGAGAGAGAGAGAAAGAAAUGUAGAGUUUAGAUCUGUGAGUGAUAUGUGUUUAGUAGUUUUAGAGGUUCCGGAAACCGUUCCUGGAACGUUAGGGGUAAUCAGUCGGAUGUUGUCAAUUUUGAAAAUCUCGUUUUAUGUUCAAUAUUUUUAUCGAUACAAAGUCUUAGAAUAAUAAGCUCACACGCGCACACAUAUACAACGCGUUAAUUGUAGUUUUUUUGUGUCUAUGUUUAAUUAUUAUUCGUUCAACUGUUAUAUUAUUAUUAUUAUUAUUAUGAUUAUGUUUUUUAAAACGAACUGCGCACACUACUAUUACAGUAUUAUCGGCGACGCUCGUAUCGCGGUCCAAGUACUUAAAUCUCGUUCUCGUUGUUGUUAUUGUUUUUAUCUUUCUUUUUUUAAUAAUGAUAUAAUGUAGGGUAUAGGUGUUUUAAGUAUUAUAUUUUGCGACCAUAUCUAAUUUAUACGUUAUGUCUUAAAACUUUGUUGUAGAUACUUAGGGUAGUCAAUAUAUUAUAUAUAUAGUGUUAGCAAUUAGUGUWUAAGUUAGGUUAAGUCGUGUUAUGAGGAGUAUGAAAUAAACCUUUGAUCAGUGAACCCCGUCCAAUAAACUUUAAACAGUUUUUAGAUAAUUUUACGCCGCGCUCGUCCACAUGUCUAUAUAUGUAUAAUUGUUGUACCUAUAUAGAUGCGCUGUCGGCGUAAAGUUGUAAGUUGUCAUCAAACGCCGUUCGUUUGAUGUUGUACAUAAAUAAUUAUGCAUUUUUUUAUUCAAUUACAUAAAUUGAUUUUUUUUUAUAUAUUUUAUAAAAUAUUACCUAUAUUUCUUGUUGUACAAUAGAAUUUAUAUUUUAUACAUAAAACCAUAAUUGAGUGAACUAAUAUUGCAUAACAAUUAUAUACUUUACAAUGUAAUUUUAUACUCAACGACAUAAUGUUUAAUUGUUUUGUUUAAACUUCGUGAGACUUUGAAUAAUAUAUUAUGUUGUGUAUGAUGUUUUUAGAUUCCACAACACAAAUAAC
Molecule: messenger RNA, 2565 nt
Organism: Diuraphis noxia (Russian wheat aphid)
Lineage: Eukaryota; Metazoa; Arthropoda; Insecta; Hemiptera; Aphididae
Source: RefSeq, a predicted model, not a curated record